Gastrolobium bilobum is the source of this 1608-nucleotide messenger RNA. Its product is annotated as protein CYCLOPS-like. Lineage: Eukaryota; Viridiplantae; Streptophyta; Magnoliopsida; Fabales; Fabaceae. Bases 1 to 1551 code for a protein of 516 amino acids. The transcript has 11 exons. Gene Ontology annotation, cellular component: nucleus. Gene Ontology annotation, biological process: arbuscular mycorrhizal association. The record is from RefSeq and is a predicted model, not a curated record. Gene Ontology annotation, molecular function: sequence-specific DNA binding.
AUGGAAGGGAAGGGGUUUUCUGGCUUAUACAAGACUUCAAGUGAGGAGCUUUUCCUGAAAACAGUGAUGGAAAGCCCUAUUGGAAUGCCAGUACCAACCAUGGAUAUGCUGAGUUUCAAGGCUGUUUCUCAAAGCUUUCACACAGAUAGUGAGGAGCUCUUCAAACGCUGGCUAACAAACGAAGAGGGAUAUAACUCAUCAAGCAAAGGACCUACUAGUCGAUUAUCACAGAGGGUGUCCUCUGAACCAUCUAAUCUGUCUAAUCAGCAAAAUGUCUGUGUAGUUUCUGAGGAAAGAAGCAAUGACAAAUUAUAUAUGCAAAAUAACCCUUUGCCUAGUGAUUUUUCAGCUGAUUUCAAUCAAUUUCCUAUCAGAGAUCCUUUGGAUAGAGAACUGCAAUCAAGUAACUUGUUUCUUGCCAAGGCCUGGUUUCUAAGCGAUCAACGAAUGACAAGAAGCCGAUCCUCUGAAUUGCGGCGGAGAUAUGCUGAACUCCAAAAUGUUCAAGCAACACAAGGUAUAGAGUCCAUGAGCAUGGUGACCCCUCAAAAUGGUGUUGACAUUAUAAAGCAAGAAGUUUCAAAUUCAAAUGGUUUUGAUUUUCCUUUUAUGUGUGAGCUUCCAUAUCAAAAUGGUGCAUUCGUGUCUCAAUCCAACACAUCUUCAUCUACCUUCAACACACAUCAAUUGGGUGAUACAGAUAAAGUUUCAUCUUGUGUAAGUAUGCUAAAAGGUACAUUAGAACUUAAGCAACUCAGCAGCCAGGUAGAAAAACAAGAUCUUGAAGAUAGAUCAAGCGAACCUUUUUGUCCUCAAGAUGCUUUCUUCAAAACUGGUUUUAGUGAAGGACACGAAAACUGGAGUCAUCAAAUGCUAACAAAUGUUCAAGGAGCUUCUACUGAUCAAGUUGAGGAUCAUGGAGUCAUGCAAACACUUGAAGCAUCCAUAAACCUUGACUUGGAUGGUUUAGCAAAUCAGACAAAUGCAAUAUACUUGGGAACAGCUUCUCAGGAACCUUCUCGAAGCGAAUCUUCUGCCCUUGUGCCAGUAGUCUCCUCUGGUUUAGAUGGAUGUGAGGGUCCAAGCCAUUCAAGUCAAACUCUUUGUGAAAACUCAUGGAAACAAGUGGGAGUGAGUAAAAGUUCAGAAAAUAGAGUUAAAGGUUUCAGAGAACAGAUGAUGGAUAAUAUGAAAGAUGACAUGAAGAGAAGUCUAGAAAGAUAUGGAUCUGUGACAUCAGCUUUUUCAGAGGACAAGGAGGAUGUCACAAAAAAGCGUAGGGUGGAGCGGUCACGAAAAAUGGCUGAGGCAAAGGAAAGGAAUUUGACACCACCCGCUCCCUCUGAUAAGCAAACUAUGUUGAAGCAAUGUGAAAACCUUGAGAAGGAAGUUCGAUCCCUAAAACUUAACUUAUCCUUCAUGAAUAGGAAGGAUUCAGAACAAACAAAGCAGAUAGAGGACCUUCAGAAGCAAAAUAAAGAUUUGGCAGAUGAAAAAGAACGCCUCCUUGAAGAGAUUGAAAGAAUUAUAUCCGAAACUGGAAAGGUCUAAUGUUCUCUCUCCCUACGUCGACUGUACUAUUGAUCAUUGAUCUUCUAUCCUUCACGU